CUCUUUGGAGUUGCAGAUUUUUGAUCAAAUAAGAAACAAAAAUGGUGGGAUUUGAUGAAUGUCUCCCUCUUUCUCAAGCUGAUCCAGUUAUCUUAGAACUCAACAGACUGCACAACUUGCUCAAAGAAAAGGAGCGCGAAUUGGGAAUUGCUCAAACUGAAAUCAAAGCGCUGAAAGCUGCUGAUGUUUCGAAGGAGAAAUCGUUAGAAGAGCUGGGAAACAUGGUAGAGAAACUGGACAGCAAGAUCAGAAACGCAGAAAACCUUAUUGAGCAAAAGAAUCUGGAUAUCAAGAAGUUAGCAACAGAGAAGAAAGAAGCAUUUGCUGCACAAUUUGCAGCAGAAGCAACUCUUAGGAGGGUGCAUGCAAGUCAGAAAGACGAUAAUUCAGUGCCAAUUGAAUCCAUCAUCGCUCCUCUAGAAGCCGACAUUAGAAUGAACAAAAACGAGAUUGCAGUACUGCAGGAGGAUAAAAAGACUCUAGAAAGGCAUGCGAAGUUGAAAGAAGCAGCAUUGCUCGAAGCCGAGAGAAUUCUAAGAAGUGCUUUGGAAAGAGCACUGAUCGUAGAAGAGGUUCAAAAUCAAAAUAUAGAGCUGCGAAGACAAAUCGAGAUCUGCCAGGAGGAAAACAAGAUCCUAGAAAAAACAAAUCGGCAAAAAGUUUUAGAGGUCGAAAAGCUAAGUGAAACCAUCAAAGAACUCGAGGAAGCCAUUCUAGUAGGCGGAGCUGCUGCAAAUGGUAUUCGUGACUACAGACGACAGAUUUCGGAACUACAAGAGGAGAAAAGAACAUUAGAAAGGGAGCUAGCAAGAGCAAAUGUUUCAGCCAAUCGAGUUGCGACAACGGUCGCUAACGAAUGGAAGGACAAGAACGAUCAGGUUAUGCCGGUAAAGCAAUGGUUGGAGGAAAGGAGGCUUCUGCAGGCAGAAAUGCAACGGCUAAGGGACAAAUUGACCAUAUCAGAGAGAACGGCUAAGAGUGAAGCACAACUUAAAGACAAAGUGAAACUGAGACUAAAGACACUAGAAGAUGGAUUAAAGCAGUCAACUUGUGGAUCACCGAAACUUGAGAAAUCAAAUCAUUUUUUUGGGAUUCUAUCAAGUAACGGAGGAAGGAAGAGAUCCAUGUCACAACCAAGAGGGGGCUCAUCUACAAUCUCACAGAAAUCAGAUGUUGACUCUCAAAUAGCACAUGCUUCAGGUGAAAUGAGACAGGUGAAUAGUGUAAAUAAGAAACAUGCAUCUGGAGAGAAUUUGUUGAAGAAAAGUUUAUGGGCUUCUAGGAGUAAGGUUGUUGAUGGAGGAGAUGAAAAGGAGAACAAUGAGAUGAUCCUAGAAAAUACUAGUGGUAUGAAUCUUAAUAAGUUUAAGGAUGAAAGAAGUACUGUUUUAAAAGGUAGGGAAACAGCAAGUGGUGGCAGUGAAGAACGACAAGAAAGGGAUUCUAGAUCUUCUACAGAUGAUGUGGUUUCAGGGUUUUUGUACGAUAGGCUUCAGAAAGAGGUGAUUGGUUUAAGAAAGUUUUGUGAGAUAAAAGACAACAGUUUGAACGUGAAAGAUGAGGAAAACAAGAUGCUGAUGAAGAAGGUUGAAAACUUGAUAAAAGCACUAGAAGUAGAAUCAAAGAAGUGGAAAAGAGAAGCAACCACAAGAGAUAAGAAUUCAACAUCCAUAAAGACAGAGGAGAACAAACCAGUCAGAAAUUUAAACUCCUCCAAAAGUUUCAGCGCUGGAAAAGCAUCUUGAAGGUUCACUUGAUGGAUAGAGUAUGAAGGGAUGAUGCAGAACCCGUUGGGGCUUGGCAACUUAUUGUGAUUAUUAUACUGUAUGCAUAUCAUUACCAUUACGAUGCUGCUUAGAAAUAACUUUCCAUGUUUGGGAAGAUCUGUAACUAUUAUUUCAACUUUUUGCGGGUGUUCUCUUGUAAUUUAUUGUGAUUAUUAUACU
This is a messenger RNA of Cynara cardunculus var. scolymus (artichoke), 1946 nucleotides long. Its product is annotated as microtubule-associated protein 70-5. The transcript is spliced from 10 exons. The record is from RefSeq and is a predicted model, not a curated record. Gene Ontology annotation, molecular function: microtubule binding. Gene Ontology annotation, biological process: cytoskeleton organization. Lineage: Eukaryota; Viridiplantae; Streptophyta; Magnoliopsida; Asterales; Asteraceae. Bases 42 to 1745 code for a protein of 567 amino acids.